This is a messenger RNA of Trichoderma virens Gv29-8, 1711 nucleotides long. RefSeq lists its product as uncharacterized. Bases 34 to 1359 code for a protein of 441 amino acids. The record is from RefSeq and is a predicted model, not a curated record. The transcript has 2 exons. Lineage: Eukaryota; Fungi; Ascomycota; Sordariomycetes; Hypocreales; Hypocreaceae. Gene Ontology annotation, biological process: lipid metabolic process.
CUCUGGCUGCUCUCCAAUUGCGAUACGCUCACCAUGACAAGUGCCUUGGUUUACGACCGCGGUCUCACCCGCGCAGACUAUAUUGUGCUGAAAAAUCUGGAAAACGACAUUGCUCAGAGACGGGAUGCCCAGCCAGAUACUAAAAUCGACAGCGACUGGCACCAUGUCUCACCCGGGUCUCAGACCGAGUCACAGCAGGGAGAGGAGACGGACUCAGCUGCAAAAGACAUUGGCCUCCUCAAGUCCAUGAGAAAUCCUGGAGAUGCUCACUUUGAGCCUACCAUAUUCGUAUCCAUCGAUGACCUCCCUGGCCGUCUCCCCAAAUCAGUCAACAAGCUGGUUCUACAGCCGUUUAUCAGCUGGGCACGGAAAACAGCCCGUUUUGAGACAGACGUGGUGUUCAUCGUUCAUCUGAUACUGUACUUCACGACCUCAGUACCAAGCGCAAUUCUGCUGUUUCGAAACUUCAACCUCAUCCACGGAAUUAUUCAUGCCAUCAUGCAAGUCUACUAUGUUGGCACCUACACUCUUAUGAUGCACCAGCACAUCCACCAGCGUGGAAUUCUGGCCAAGAAGUACUCCACAUUCGACAAGUUGUUCCCAUACAUUACGGACCCGUUGAUGGGACAUACCUGGAACUCAUACUACUACCACCAUGUCAAGCAUCACCACAUCGAGGGCAACGGUCCGGAUGACUUAUCCUCCACAAUUCGCUAUCAGCGAGACGACAUCUUCCACUUUCUUCACUACGUUGGACGGUUCUUUUGCCUCGUUUGGCUGGACCUUCCCAUGUACUUUGCCCGAAAGAGCCGCUGGGGACUGGCUGUGCGUGCGGCAGGGUGUGAAUUCGGAACUUAUUUCUUCUAUUAUACCAUGGCAACCUUUGUGAACAAGAAGGCCACCAUUUUCGUGUACAUCAUCCCCUUCUUGUUGCUACGACUGGGAUUGAUGGCGGGCAAUUGGGGCCAGCAUGCUUUUGUUGACCCCGAUGAGCCGGAUUCCGACUAUCGAUCCAGCAUCACCUUGGUGGACGUUGCAAGCAACCGAUUCUGCUUCAACGAUGGCUAUCACACUUCUCACCACCUCAACCCACGCAGACAUUGGCGUGAUCACCCAAUCCAUUUCCUGGAGCAGCGAAAGACGUACGGCAAAGAAGCCGCAAUCUUGUUUCACAACAUUGACUUUCUCAUGAUCACCUACCGCUUGAUGGUCAAGGAUUAUGAGCACCUUGCCAAGUGUAUGGUUCCUCUUGGAGCCCAGGCCGAUCUCACCAUGGAGGGGCGAGUCGAGUUCUUGAAGCGUUUAACGCGCAAAUUUUCCGAAGAAGAUAUCCGGAAGAAGUUUAAGAAGCAGGCGUAGAAUUUGAUGCCCGUUAUAACGGUGACGGCAGAGUCUAGUUCAAUCUUCAUUGCCGUGGCUACCCCUGAUUUUCUAACUCCUAGUGGCAUAAUGGCUGCCUAAUGGAGGAAAUCCGGCAAUGAAGACUACAUAUUGAACAUGGAGGGAGUUCUUCACAGAGCUGGUAUAUCUGGUUUCGGUAUUAUGGUUGACGCAUUUGGGUCGCUCGUCGCACGUAAUUGCAGAUGGGGAUGGCGUUUUGGAAUAAGGGCGGGAGGAAAACAGACGUUGGGUCGAAUCAACGCAUAGAAUUCUCAUGGCUAGAAGAAUUAUGGGAAUAGGAUCAGAAAUUAGAAAUGCAUGAAUGCCGCAU